ACACGCACAUCCACACAAUUAGCUACAUGUACACACCACGCCAGCGGAACUGUACAGUGCCGGGGGGCAAAAAAGUGCCGCCCGGCCGGCAGUCCAAUCAUAAUCAAUACAAUCGAACGAAUCGACAAAGCACAGACAGUACACCACAAUUAGUGCUGCCACGGGCUGCAGCGACAGCUCUACAUGACCUUCCUCAGUAUCGGCUUGGCGGUUGCCGCCACUGUCUGGCGCACCUUGGCCGCCCUCCGCUUGAACUCGCCCACAGGAUGGAGGAAGGUGUCAGCAUCACGGUGGUCGCACACCUUGACAAUUGGCGGCGCAAGGGCCGACGCAAGAUGGCCGAACUGGAAGGCCAGCAGGACUAGGCCGGCGAUGUGGGUGCCAAAGGCGCUCUGCAAUUCGGCACCUGCGGACAUGAAAAGAGUGGAUUCAAACCGAUACACACCUGCGGAUGGGUGUUCGUGUUGAUUUCUUUGUUCUUUCCCACCUUGCCAAAUGCCAUCGCACGUCACCCAUAUGCCUCGCCAGCUGAACACGACAGCCAGGCCAACCAGAUACCUGAACCAACACACGGGGCUCACACACAGAGGUUUCCUACGUGACCCUCUGGCCGUGCUGCUCACAUACACACAUAAACACAUACAUGUAUCCGAAUUUGGCGACAGAUCUCAUGAGCGGCCCCUCGAUGUGGGCUAUCCGCCCGCCGAUGCGUUUCUGGAAGGCCAUGGCGAUGGCUAUGGCGCUGUAUCCGACGGCGAGGCUGCACAGACCCGACUUGAUGAGGUCGUCAGGGAACAGAUAGUGAUCCAGCGUCAACCUGACGACGGACAGACAAGUGAAGACUCACAAAGGGUGGUCAUGGGUAUGCUGAUUGACUGACCAUGUCCCUCUCCAGAAGAGGACCACAGCGACGGUCAUGCCCAUUCGAAAGAGGAUCGCCUUGACGUCCUCCCAGCCAAUGCCAUGCGCCUCGUGGUGAUGGCCACUCUGGGGCUCAGUGCUCGCCGCGGGCACGUGCUGGCGCACGAUGACGACAUCACACGACUGAGGAGCUGAGUACAGAAUGGAGAUAAGAGCGACAAUCCUCCUCUGUCUGUUCGAGUGAGUUGCAUCGUUUGUUUCGAACCGUUGGCCAGUAUGUAGCUGCUGACGUGACCGAUCUUCUCGUUUGUCCCAAAGCCAAGCACAGCCAAAUGGGCAUUCUCUCGUUUAAGAACUGUACAAGUACCAACCGCACCAGACCAGACAAGAAAGACAGACAAUGCGGACACGCAGGAACUCCCCCUUGCUGGCCGACUGACCACCCCAUCCGCCCACCAUUGAGCAGUCCGGCUCUCGGCCCUCCCGCUUCGGGCGCAUCCACCACCUCACAAGCAUGGCUCACACCGUCGGGCGCCUUCUCCCUCGCAGCGGAUGCCAUCUCAUCCCGAAUGGUGCGGUCAUUCAGCGGUGCGGGGCUGGCGAUGUGUGAGGCCUGCCGCACCUCAAACAGCCGUUUCAUGGGCUGGAGGAUGGUCACGUCAAGUGCGGCAGCGAGGGGUGGAGGGGGAGGCCAGGAGGCACCUGUUGGGCGGCAGUGGAGGGCUAUCACGUGAUCGGAGGGCUGCGAGAGCUCGAAGGCCUGACAAGAUGAUAAGAUGCGAAUGCAUUUCAAUCCAUCCAGGGAUCUUUCCGGUGUUUUGUCGUAUCGAUGUGUGUGUAUACCCUUCUCAUUGCCAAGCGGCUGUUCUCAAAAUCCCUCGCGCCAACACCGACCUGCAGGCAAGGCAACGCAAUACACACACAGAUAAUUGAACCAUCCUUCCCGCAUGAUGUUUGCCUGCCUCUCCUGACCACAAUGGUCCACUGCCGGCCUUUGGAUCUUGCCGCCGACGAGCUGCAGAAUCGACCAACAGGGAUGAGGCUGCAGCCGUGCCUUCCAGCAUCAAUGCGGGCAUUCAGCGCUCGGCGAAUCGUCAUCGAUGGACCUUGUUAACGAACGAAUUGUCCGGAAAAAGCGCAUUCGAGAAGAAAGGCUG
Messenger RNA from Vitrella brassicaformis, 2018 nucleotides. The record is from the annotation of a GenBank genome assembly. NCBI's taxonomy places the organism in Eukaryota, Vitrellaceae.